AUGCGGUACAUAUUUGAAACUAGUGUGUAUCCAAGAAAGCUUGAAUCCAUGAAGGAGCUCCGCAAGUUGACAGCAAAGAACAUUAUGACAACUUCCGUUGACGAGGGACGUAUUUUGAAUAUGAUGCUCAAGCUUAUCAACGCCAAGAAUAUAAUGGAAAUUGGUGUUUACACAGGUUACUCUCUCCUUGCCACUGCCCUUGCUCUUCCUAAUGAUGGCAAGAUAUUGGCUAUGGAUAUUAACCUGGAAAACUAUGAACUGUGUUUACCUGUAAUUCAAAAGGCUGGUGUAGUUCACAAGAUUGACUUUAGUGAAGGCCUGACUCUUCCCUUUCUUUAUCAAAUGAUCCAAGAAGUAAAAUAUCAUGGUAGCGUUGAUUUCAUAUUUGUUGAUGCGGAAAAGGAUAACUACCUUAACUACCACAAGAGGCUGAUUGAGCUAGUGAAGGUUGGAGGAGUGAGUGGAUAUGGUAACACCCUAUGGAACGGAUAUGUGGUGCCACUUGAUGCACCACUCAAAAAGUACGUGAGAUACUAUAGAGAUAUUGUGUUAGAGCUCAACAAGGCUCUAGUUGUUGAUCCAAGGAUCGAGAUUUGUCGGUUUCUUAUUCAUGAUGAGAUUACAUUAUGCCGCUGCAUUAGCUGA
Messenger RNA from Pistacia vera, 645 nucleotides. RefSeq names its product caffeoyl-CoA O-methyltransferase-like. The coding region runs from base 1 to 645 and encodes 214 amino acids. Gene Ontology annotation, molecular function: S-adenosylmethionine-dependent methyltransferase activity; O-methyltransferase activity. The record is from RefSeq and is a predicted model, not a curated record. Lineage: Eukaryota; Viridiplantae; Streptophyta; Magnoliopsida; Sapindales; Anacardiaceae. The transcript has 4 exons.